Seminavis robusta is the source of this 3402-nucleotide messenger RNA. The record is from the annotation of a GenBank genome assembly. Lineage: Eukaryota; Bacillariophyta; Bacillariophyceae; Naviculales; Naviculaceae.
AGUCUAUUUUCUGACAAACAAUGGUGAAAAAGCGCUUGGAUGAACGUGUCAGGACUCUGCUGGAACGAGGAGUGAUCCAUGGACAACGUUCCAUGAUGGUAUUGGUGGGAGAUCAUGGCAAAGAUCAAGUUCCCAAUCUGCAUCAAAUUCUCAGCAAGACCACCUUGCAGUCGCGACCCAAAGUGUUAUGGUGCUACAAAAAAGACCUUGGAUUCUCCACCCAUCGACAAAAGCGCAUGAAGAAAUUAAAGCGCGACAAAGCUCGUGGAUUGCUCAAAUCGACCGAUGGAACUUCGGAUACCGCCGAUAACUUUGAACUCUUUGUCACGUCCGCCGAUAUUAAUUGGUGUUAUUACAAAGAUACCCAUCGCGUGCUGGGAAAUACAUUUGGUGUAUUGGUAUUGCAGGAUUUUGAAGCACUGACACCCAAUAUCAUGGCACGAACCAUUGAAACUGUUCAGGGAGGAGGAUUGGUCAUUUUUUUACUAAGAAGUGUCAAAUCACUCAAACAACUCUACACCAUGACCAUGGAUGUUCAUGCCCGGUACCGCACAGAAGCAGCAUCCGAUGUUGUUCCAAGAUUCAACGAACGAUUCAUACUGUCGUUGGGCAAAUGCCACAAUUGUCUUGUUUUGGACGAUGAACUCAACAUUCUACCACUCUCCAAAAAGGCACUCUCCAAGUUAGGACAAGAAUCGUAUCGGCGAGGAGAUGCCGGAGAAGUCAUUGUCCCGCCUACGGAAGAAAAUCAGGAAUUAAAAGAGUUGCAAGACUCGUUGGUGGAAACACCCCAUGUCGGUGUAUUGGUGGAGUUGACCAAAACGCUCGAUCAAGCCAAGGCACUGCUCGUAUUCAUGGAUGCUUGUGCCGAAAAGACCAACAAGUCCACCGUUGCCAUGACGGCGGCUCGUGGUCGUGGAAAGUCAGCGGCCAUGGGACUGUGUUUGGCGGGAGCCGUUUCAUUGGGAUACUCCAAUAUUGUUGUCACAGCUCCAGAACCGGAAAACUUGGUGAGCGUCUUUGACUUUUGCGUGCGAGGCUUGAAAGCCCUCAAAUACACGGAACACUUGGACUAUACAAUAACCUACAACUCAACUUCGGGGAGAGAAGCAAUCAAAGCCAUUGUGUCGAUUCAGCUUCAUCGUACUCACCGACAGACCAUUACUUACAUUCCACCGGGGGAGACUGACAAGUUCAACUCGGCAGAGAUUGUGGCCAUUGAUGAAGCCGCCGCCAUUCCUCUUCCAUUGGUGAGUGCACUCAUGAACCAGCCGGAUCGGUUGACAUUCAUGAGCUCCACAAUCAAUGGAUAUGAAGGCACUGGAAGGGCUCUCAGUCUGAAACUGAUCAAGGAACUGAGGGAGAGAAAAGGAGGACGUCAAGCAGCACUACAAACUGCCAAGGCCGCCGCCGCAAGUGUUACAGGGGCUACCUCCAACAAGGGCGAGUUCAAAGUACACGAACAGAGAUGGGCGGCAGCAGCUGCAGCUCUCUCGAGUGAGGGUGCAGAUACGUUGGAAGGUCCCUUGAGAGAAGUCGAACUCAUUACGCCGAUCCGAUAUGCGGCCAAAGAUCCUAUUGAAUCAUGGUUGAAUAAGCUCUUGUGUCUGGAUUGUGGCGCUGGUUCCCUCAUGAAGCUCAGUGGUGGAGCGCCGGCACCGAGUACUUGCGAGCUUUACAGUGUGGACCGGGAUGCGUUGUUCUCGUAUCACAAAUUGUCCGAAUCUUUUCUGCAAAAGCUAAUGGGACUUUACACGAGUGCUCAUUACAAGAAUACUCCCAAUGACUUGCAGAUGCUCUCGGAUGCUCCAGCCCAUUCGGCUUUUGUACUCUUGUCCCCGUCGGCAGAGAAAGAUUCGAAUUCGCUUCCAGACAUUCUUGCUGUGGUCCAGGUCGCCUUGGAGGGCCAGAUUUCUCGCAAGGCUGUGGAAGCUCAGCUUGCCAGAGGCCAUCGUGCCGCUGGCGACCUCAUUCCUUGGACGAUAGCACAACAAUUCGGAGAUUCCAAAUUUGCCCAACUGAGCGGUGCCAGGAUUGUUCGUAUUGCAGUGCACCCAUCGGUGCAAGGAAUGGGCUACGGUUCUCGAGCAGUCGAACUGUUGUUUCGUUUCUACAAUGGCGAAAUGGUCUCAUUGGCAAACCGGGGCGACGAUGAGGGAAACUCGUCCGACGAGGAAGAAGAAAACGAGACUGAGGCAGAAAGCAUCGACGAGGAUUUGCCUGAGAGCAAAGGUAGCGGAAUCAAGGGAGAAAAACUGGCUCCCAAAAAGAAUCUGCCUCCGUUGUUGCUGCCUCUCACAGAGGUGGCGGCUCCACGUCUCGAUUGGAUAGGGACUUCGUUCGGUUUGACUCUGCAGCUGCACAAGUUCUGGAGUCGCACCCGAAUGCAACUUCUGUACCUUCGUCAAACAAAGAAUGAACUGACUGGAGAGAACUCUGCCAUUAUGCUUCGGUCCCUGCCCAAUCGCACAGGCGUAGACAAUGCCUGGCUACCAGCGUUCGUCGCGGAUACAAGGAAGCGUUUCAUUUCUUUGCUCGCAGGACCUUUUCGCGAUUUGGAAAUUCGCCUGUCCAUCUCCGUCCUGGACAAUAUGCAUGGUGCCUCUGAUUCCGACCGGUCGAAAAAUUCAAUGAGCAAGAUUGGCGCUGACGAGCUCGACUACUACCUAACGCCGCAUGACAUGAAAAGGUUGGAACAGUACGGUCGGAAUCUUUGCGACCACCAUCUUGUCACGGACUUGAUCCCAAUCGUGGCUCGACUCUACUUCACAGGUCGGUUCGGAGAGGAGUUCAAUGUUUCAAGUGUUCAAUCAGCUCUGCUUUGUGGGAUUGGAUUGCAAAGCAGAACCAUUGAGGGCCUGAGGGCUGAGUUAGGACUUCCAUCUAACCAGGUAUUGGCUAUGUUCAAUAAAGCAAUUCGCAAACUGUCGAUAGCAUUGAAUGCAAUCGUUGAAGAGCGAGAAAAGGAAAGUUUGCUCGGGGGUGAAAAGCGAAAGAAGGCAGAAGCGAGAGCUGAGAAAAUGAAAAACGUUGAUCGACAAACAUUGGCAGAUGAUGUCGAGGAAGCCGCACAAGAAGCGAUGGAGUCCAUGAAAAACCAGGAAUCGUCUCUGCCGCCAGAGAUUGCACAGGACAAGUCCCUGAUGCAGUAUGCCGUGAAGGGUUCUGACGAUCAAUGGAAGAAAGCUCUCGGCGGGAAGAGCUUGGAUGGCCCUGCAACAGUCCAAAUCCAAACCAUCAGGGAGAAGCGCAAGCUUGGUGAAGAUGAUGUUGAGAAAGAGAUAGAGCAGGAAGAGAAUUUGUACAAGAAGAGUAAGAAGGGAAAGAAGUCCAAGAAAGGUUCGAAAAAGGGCCGAGGCUAGACUAGAAGGUAAUUGUUGUAACGCUUCUUCUAUCUAUUUU